GAGAGGCUUGGUUCCGGUUCUGAGAUGGAGGAUUCGGUGGGCGAGGAGGAGAGGAGGGAGCAGGAGGAGGCCAUGGCGCAGGGGAAAGAGCGUGGCGGAGAAGACGACGCGGGUGGGGAGAGCGGGUUUCUGUCCACCGUGGCGUCCAAGAUCGGCGCGGCCAUGUCCGGCGGUGCUGAGGAGGACGGUGAAGGCAAUGGCGACGGGAAUGUGGCUGCUGCUUCUGGUGGCGGUGAGGAACAACGGAAGAGAGAUGGCGAUGGCGGCGGCGGCGGAAUCUUCGGUAAGAUCCUGCCCACCGAGUCCAUGGCGCAGGGGAAAGAGCACGGCAACGGAGAAGUAGAUGGUGGUGGCGUUGAGCCAGGUGACGGGAGUGGGUUUCUGACCACCGUGGCGUCCAAGAUCGGCGCGGCCAUGUCAGGCUCUAAUGGUAGCGGCGAUGCUGAGAAGGACGACGGCGGCGGCGAGCACAAUGGCGAUGGGAAUGUGCCUGCUGCUCCCGGUGGCGAGGAGGAAGGAAAGAGAGAUGACAAUGGCGGCGGCGGAAUCUUCGUGGAGACAGAGGAAGAGAGAAAUGAAGUGGACGAGCAGGGCCAGCAGGCUGGGAUCCUGGGCGCUGUCGCCUCCAAAAUUGGCGUCGCCAUGUCCGGUGCUAAUGGCCAUGCGAAGCACGGCGUCGGCAACGAGGACGACGCUAGGAUGAGCAAUGGCGAUGCUGCUGACCAUAGUACGGCUGAAGAGAAGGGGGAUGGGCAGAAUGGCGGUGGGAUAAUGAAGCAGCUCAUAUCAAACCUCCCCACAGAUGAUCAGGCGCCGGAUGCUGAAGAGGCGUCCCUGCUCAUCGCCAUUAUCGACGACUAGCCAUAGUAGGAAUAUAGGAUACAUCUCGUCGGCCAGAAAAGACGAUGUAGUUUUCAUUUUCCUAGGCUAUUUUUAUUCUCCUAGUUUCCCUCUUCACGUGGAUACUACAUAUAUGCAAACACAAGAGAGAGAGAGACGUUUUGUUUUAAGACGAGACGUUGUUUAUUGACAGGUGUCUGUAAUCACAUUUGUCUAUAACAAGGA
Oryza brachyantha (malo sina) is the source of this 1065-nucleotide messenger RNA. Its product is annotated as circumsporozoite protein-like. The record is from RefSeq and is a predicted model, not a curated record. Lineage: Eukaryota; Viridiplantae; Streptophyta; Magnoliopsida; Poales; Poaceae. The transcript has 3 exons. The coding region runs from base 25 to 861 and encodes 278 amino acids.